AGUAAGUGAACAAAAUGAGAAUUAUGGAAAAAGACAGUGAUUUUGAAUUUCUGAGCAAACAAGAUAUUUGCAGCAAAACCAACCCAACGUGUGGCGACUGCUUCUUCCGUGAACAAGAACACCAUUUUUCUCUCUCCUCUUCCUUCCUUCGCUUAAAAUUCAACUUUCAACCAGUUGUUAAUUCCAACAUUCAUCAACCGAUUUGAGCUUUAAUUAAUGGCACAGUUCAUUCUACAAGGACGACUAAAGCUGCUAUUGAACAGUGAAAACCCAGUUCAAUGUACGCUUAUUGGGGGUAAUAGGAGUAGUGGGGUGCUUGGAUUUGGGGACUUUUGCUCCAUUUUUCCAGUUAAUUUCAAUGAUAUCAAUGUUAGAAGGAACGGUUAUUCAAAAAAAGUGACCAUUAUUGCUUCUGCUGCAAAGGGUAAUUCCAGAAAUUCUGUGAAUGGGAAUGUUAAUGGUGGUUUUAAAGGCGAAAAAAAUGAUGAUUUUGAUGAAUUUGAUGAUGAAGAUGAAGAUGAUGAUCUUUCUUGUUUCAGGGGCUUAGUUCUCGACAUUUCUUAUAGACCGGUCAAUGUUGUCUGCUGGAAGCGUGCUAUUUGUCUGGAGUUUGCGGAGAAGGCUGAUGUUCUGGAAUAUUACGAUCAAACAGUAAACUCAACUACUGGAUCUUUCAACAUACCAGCUGUAUUAAGGGUUCCACAUUUACUUCAGGUAAUGAAGAGAAAAAGAGUUAGAAACGUCCUAAGCCGCAAAACUAUCUUCUAUCGAGAUGAUUAUAUGUGUCAGUACUGUAAAACGACAAAUAGCUUGACCAUAGACCACGUGGUUCCAAUUUCACGUGGUGGAAAAUGGGAGUGGGAGAAUCUGGUGACAGCUUGUACUAAAUGCAAUUCAAAGAAGGGUCACAAAACUUUGGAAGAAGCAAACAUGAGUCUUGUUAAAGUCCCAAAGGUAUAUCGUGUUCUUCUGCAUGGCUGGCACCAAAAGAUUACGACAUACUUGCUAUACCUCUGACCAGUGCAGCUGUACGGAUGCUGAAAAUCAAGAAAGGAACACCUCAGGAGUGGCAUCAAUACCUGCCGAAAUGAAGGAUUCAAUUAGUUAGUGACAUUGCCUGAACAUGUACUGUGAUUGUAUAUAACCAUCGGUAUCCCAGUUACUGGUCAAAGUGUCUUUAAAGUUACAGGGUAAUUGAUCAUGUAUAUGUGGCCAUUUGAAGAGAUUGUUUACUUUGUAAAUGGUAAUUUAGGAAACGAUCUCUUCAGCCUUUCUUGGCGGACCCAACUAAUUAAUUAUAUCUCUCUAAUAUAAGCAUUAAGCAAGAAGCUUACUGCUUCAAUUUAGCUGAA
Messenger RNA from Spinacia oleracea (spinach), 1352 nucleotides. RefSeq lists its product as uncharacterized. The record is from RefSeq and is a predicted model, not a curated record. Lineage: Eukaryota; Viridiplantae; Streptophyta; Magnoliopsida; Caryophyllales; Amaranthaceae. The coding region runs from base 217 to 1017 and encodes 266 amino acids. The transcript is spliced from 7 exons.